AUGACCUCAAUACCCAAGACACCGUCUCGCUAUAGAUCACGUUCAGAUGCAAAGACGCCGCUCACUCCAUCCAUCAUCUCUGCCUUCAAUAGUAUCUCCAUCUCCCCCCAAAAACGAUCUCAUCCUGCUGACCUGUCAAAUCCAUUCAUCACCAAAUCGCGACAAGUAUCUCCCGUAAAACGCGCAACUGGAGGUGGCAUUGCCGUCUCAGACUCAUUUCAACGCCAAGCGGGUGGAGGAGUCAUCAGAAAAGGCGGCAUUGAGACCCGUUUGGACGUCGUUUCACGCGACUACUUACCCCCUGCAUCACAGCCUAGACCAGAGCUCAAGCGCUCGAGAUCAACCCCUGCUACUCGGGAGCGCACACAAUCUACCGGUGACAACCGCGAUCGUUUUAUUACUACUCGCGAUGCCGACGAUGUUGCUGCCACGCUCGAACUCAUGAGUCUCAACCCAAAAACCGUAUCACCAGGACACACAGCUCGUCUUGCAGCUGCCACAGGUGUCCCUCUCAAUCGCCGUGUGCUAGCGUACCACGAGGCCCCCCCAGCUUCUUCUUCAGACUCUACGCUUUCCCAGCAGCGCGAACUAGCUCGUCCGCUCUACGGACGCCCAGGUGAACUCCCUUCGUCAACUAGCUCUACAACCAACAAGUCCCGUCGCAUUCCCACUCAGCCCGAGCGCGUCCUCGAUGCUCCGGGCAUGGUUGAUGACUUUUACCUGAAUCUAGUAUCAUGGUCUAUCCAGAAUGUUGUUGCUGUCGCCCUUGCUGAGAGCACUUACGUCUGGCGGGCAGAUACGGGGAUCGUCUCUCAUCUUGGUGAAGCGCCUGAGGGCACAUAUGUCUCCUCAGUUGAUUUUUCAAAUGACGGUGCCUACCUCGGUAUAGGUCUCGGCACUGGCGAAGUCGAGUUGUGGGAUGUAGAAGCUGGACAGAAGCUUCGGACGAUGGGUGGACAUCAAGGUCAAAUUGCCGUGUUAUCUUGGAACGCCCAUAUACUUAGCUCUGGAUGUGGGGAUGGAAGUAUAUGGCACCAUGAUGUCCGUGUCCCUCGGCACAAAGUCAUGGAGCUGCUUGGACACACAGGAGAAGUCUGCGGACUGAAGUGGAGAGCAGACGGCGAACUUCUGGCGAGCGGGGGUAACGACAAUGUCGUCAAUAUUUGGGAUGGACGCGUAGGCGAUGUUACGGAGGGGGCGCGCGGGCAAGCCAAGUGGACGAAGCGAAACCAUACCGCUGCCGUAAAGGCAAUUGCUUGGUGCCCCUGGCAAUCUUCCCUCUUGGCCAGCGGCGGGGGCACAAACGACGCAACUGUUCACGUCUGGAACAGUGGCACUGGCGCCCGCCUGCACUCUCUCAAAACACCGUCCCAAGUCACCUCCAUCAUCUGGUCACCGCAUAAAAAAGAAAUCCUCACGACACAUGGGUACCCCACAAAUGCAAUUAUGGUACACGCCUACCCGUCGCUCGAGCGUAUCGCGGAGAUACGGGAUGCACACGACUCGCGGGUGCUGUAUACAGCGGUAGGGCCUGCAGGCGACGUCGUGUGCACGGGUGCCGGGGAUGAGAAUCUGAAGUUUUGGAGAAUAUGGGAGGGGGUGGGCGCAAAGAAAAAGAAAGAGGGGAAAGAAAGGUCGAGUUCAACGACGAGGUCGGGGAUUUUGUCGAUACGGUGA
Molecule: messenger RNA, 1677 nt
Organism: Suillus subaureus
Lineage: Eukaryota; Fungi; Basidiomycota; Agaricomycetes; Boletales; Suillaceae
Product: WD40-repeat-containing domain protein
Exons: 2
Coding region: 1-1677 (558 amino acids)
Biological process (GO): anaphase-promoting complex-dependent catabolic process; positive regulation of anaphase-promoting complex-dependent catabolic process; positive regulation of ubiquitin protein ligase activity
Cellular component (GO): anaphase-promoting complex
Molecular function (GO): anaphase-promoting complex binding; ubiquitin ligase activator activity; protein binding
Source: RefSeq, a predicted model, not a curated record